UGGCGCAGCCAACUUAACACACAAAGUCUGCCUUUCCCUGCUGUAGUCGAUAGUUUCGAUUCGCGUUGACAGCUCGAAGCUCGUCAAUAUAUUCGGGGCGUAACUGUUUAGGAAAAAGCGUGAAAAUGGGCAAAAAACAAAAGAUGAAAAAGGCAGCCGCAGCGGCGGCAGCAGCAGCAGCCAAGGUCGCUCAAUCCGCCUCACCAGCUGGCGAUGCGACCAAGAGCAAGAGCAACAACGGCGGCGGUGGCAGUGGCAGUGGCAGCGGCAGGAAGGACAAGAGCAAUGAGAACUCCGAUCAGAAAUCACACAUAAGCUCCGUCUACAACAACAUGCAGAAUCUGAUGAGCCUGGCCGAGAAUCUGCAGAAGCCGCCAAGUGGCAAAUGCAAGAGUCAGCCAUCGUCUGGUUCCGGCUCAUCGGCUUCGGACAGCUCUGACAGUGAUGAUGCGCCCGACUCGCCGUCAGAAGCAGCCGGCGCAGCAGGCGGAACGGAGCUGCGGCAACAGAAACUCUCAGCGGAUGCGCCCGCCGAGAUGUUUUCGAUGCCAAAAUAUUCGCGUGGCGAGAAGAAGGCGCGUCGCCUACUCAUGAAACUUGACCUGGAGCCGGUGCCGAAUGUCUCGCGCGUCACAAUGCGCAAGGCCAAGAAUGUUCUGCUGUGCAUCGAUCAGCCGGAAGUGUUCAAAUGCCCAAAUAGCAAGACUCUCAUCUGCUUCGGCGAGGUGCGCAUCGAGAAUGCCUCGAAUGCUGCUGCCGCCCAGGCAGCCGAACGCUACAUCAACGAUGUGAAUGUGCGUGCACCACAGCUGUCCAAGGAUGCCAGAGAUGGUCUGCUGGAGACCCACGAAGGCGAAGAAGUGGACAUCGAUGCACUAGGCAGUGCGCUGGACGAGAAGGACAUUGAGCUGGUGCAAAUGCAGGCUGGCUGCACGCGCCAAACGGCAAUCAAGGCACUGAUCAAGCACAAGAGCGAUGUGGUCAAUGCCAUAAUGGAGCUAACUGUGGGCGUGGACAUCUAAGCAGUGUGCACAGCGCCCAAGUUCUCUACUCAUUUUGUUAUUUUUGAAGUGUCAGAAGUUGAAGUUGUCGCAAAAAGUUUUCAAAUUUUGAUCCUAAAACAAUUAUUAAGUAGUAGAAAUUCGUAAUAAUUUCUAAAUGAACCGAUAUUAAUUUGUUAAAAAUAAAUAAAUGUAUUAGUGUCUGC
Messenger RNA from Drosophila hydei, 1207 nucleotides. It is a transcript of the gene gNacalpha, whose product is annotated as nascent polypeptide-associated complex subunit alpha. The transcript has 2 exons. Gene Ontology annotation, cellular component: cytoplasm; nascent polypeptide-associated complex. Lineage: Eukaryota; Metazoa; Arthropoda; Insecta; Diptera; Drosophilidae. The coding region runs from base 126 to 1022 and encodes 298 amino acids. The record is from RefSeq and is a predicted model, not a curated record. Gene Ontology annotation, biological process: protein targeting to membrane.